AUGGCUCACCUCGUGUUGGCUCUGUUUCUAACACUUUUCUUGCUACUGGAAACACAACAAAACGAUCCUGAUGUCGAUAGAAAGACGAUUCAAGAGGAGCUUGACAAAAUUAAAGGUGAUAAGACAGAGCUGAGAUUCGCACUUGCAGCCAGUAUGAUAAGAAGCAAAGAAAGUGUAAUUGAGGAGUGGAAAUAG
Molecule: messenger RNA, 195 nt
Organism: Paramuricea clavata
Lineage: Eukaryota; Metazoa; Cnidaria; Anthozoa; Malacalcyonacea; Plexauridae
Source: the annotation of a GenBank genome assembly